AUAUGUACAAACGAGAACGGUAUUAGGCCCCAAGUGGGACCGGACCAAGCUUAUCACCAGCCCAUUCCACAUUCAGAUUGUUUCUUCGACUCGGCGGAUUGUGGAACCUCAGAAGAAGGGUCAAGGACUCUGAGAGAAGGCAAGGAAAGGAGGAGCAAGAAAUCGGAGGAAGAUGAGGAAAGGAAGGAGAUCAAUGGCGCUAUUGGUGCUGAUGUCACUGUGGUUUUUCCCUAAUUGUCUUGCUUACAGACCAGGUGACAUCGUCCCCAUGAGCAUGAUGGGUCAAUACCACUCUACCAGAACUGGAUGGCAAGAUAUGAUUGGUCGACAUUGCCCAAUCUUUGCAGUAAAUCGUGAGGUAUUGCUUCCUAUUCAGAAGCCGACGGGUUACACAGGUGCUGAUCCACUCAAAAUUUCAUUUCAAGUUGGAAGAGAAAAGUUUUCAGUUCCAUGGCUUUUUGUGAUAAAUCGUAAAAGUUCUGAGGUUCCAUUGAUUGAUAUUUAUUUGAGGUACUCAGGAAGUGAUUUACUUGGUGUUACUGCUAAAAUUGUGGAUAUGCCUCCCACGUAUGUUGCAAUUCAUCCAAACAUUCGUGAACAAUUCUGGAAUGCUCAACACUGGCCAAAGCAUGUACUUGUCAGAUAUUCAUGGGAGGAGCAAUCAGAGAUUGAUGUGAAUUCUGGAUUUUAUGUUCUGUUUGGAUCAGGUCUCUUGCUUUCUUUUAUUCUCACGAUCUACGUCCUGCAAUCAUCAAGGGACAAGUUAGCGAGGUUUGUGAAGGAGACUGUUGCAGAAAGCAGCAUGCCUGUUGUAGGUGUGGCAAAGGUUGAAUGAUAAAACCCUCAAGAGCUUUAUAAGAGAUUGUUUGCUUCUGCUGUGAAAAUCUGUCUUCCUGCAAGGAAAGGAAACUGAUUGGAGGAAGUUGUUACGUGAUUUUAUUCGGGUUUUGGUGUAUUUACGCAGAACCAGAGAAUAUAGUAAUCAGAGUUGUGCAUGCAAUCUAAUCUGAAAGAAUAUGUAUAACCUGAAUGAUUGUAUGCACUUGUGUUAAUUUUCACAGGACAUGAACCUCAAGAAUGUUGAAUUAAAUCCAUUCUGGUUAAUAGAAUGUAGAAACAUUAUCAGUUUUGCUCAUUGA
Ziziphus jujuba (common jujube) is the source of this 1139-nucleotide messenger RNA. RefSeq lists its product as uncharacterized. The record is from RefSeq and is a predicted model, not a curated record. Lineage: Eukaryota; Viridiplantae; Streptophyta; Magnoliopsida; Rosales; Rhamnaceae. The transcript is spliced from 9 exons. Bases 173 to 835 code for a protein of 220 amino acids.